GUACUUUAAGCUCUAAAGAUAAUACAAAGGUCUCAUAAAAUCCUAACUAAAAUAGUGUAGGUAAUUAUUUAGACUCUUAACAUUUGAAUUUAUUAGUCGGAGUUUAAUUAUAUUCCUAUCAUUAUGAUGUAUAUGGCACAAUUCCUACUAGUGAUCUCGCUGAUUAUAAUUAAUAUAAAUUAUAAUCUGUCUUUGAAUUGCUACUCAUGCUUACUAUGUCCAGAUCCUUUCGAUCCUUCAUCACGACUGGUACACAAUGAUAGUAAUUGUCAAUGGUGUGCAAAACUUGAAGUUCCACAUUAUUUUAAUCCAAUCAGACAAUGUACACCUAAAUGUGACUUUGAAUAUUUCAGUGAAACAUACCCUAAACUUACUUAUCAUUGUUGUCAAAAUAAUUAUUGUAAUAAAAGUAUUAAAAAAAAUCCAAUAAUAAUUCAUCAUAUACUACUAAUAACUAUCAUCAUUAUUUAUUUGUUUCAUUAUUUAUAAAAAUUGAUGCAACAAAAAAACUCAACAGUACAAUGUUCAAAUCAAAAUAUCUCCAUAAAUUCACAAUCUAAUUUUUAUAUAAUUAAUCAUGUGAAAAACAAAAAACUGUGAUUUCUUUAUUUAAAGAUGAGCAAACAAAAUUUUUUCUAUUUCGUUUUUCUCUUUUUUUUUCUUUUUUUUUAGGAUUCACUAAUUUAUUUUAUUUCAGCUUAUGUUUUAGAAAAAUAAUAAAUUCCAUGUUUAUUUUUAUAUUUUUUAUAUUGAAUAAUUUACCAUUUAGAGGGAUUACAUAAUACACGGAACAAUCAAUAUCACUGGGUUUUAGUAUCAGGCAAAAAUUCAAUUGCAAAAACGUUAAGUUCAAGGAAGUGAAAUAAUGAAGAACGCUAUUAUUUUCCAGUUCCACAUUUCAGCAAUCUAUUAUCGCAAUCAUGAUGAAGAUACUUCUUUAAAUUUUGCGAUCCUCUAACUAUAAGAAAUCAAGUCUGUCUUUAAGCUGCUAUGAAUGCAAUCCUUGUCCAGUUCCAUUCAGGAAUUCUUCAGUGAGAAUAGGACAUAAUUGUAGAUGGUGUGCAACGCUCUCGGUAGAACACUACCCAACUCCAAUUAGAGAAUGUGCACCUGAGUGCAGCUUUGCGUAUUGGGGUCCAACAUACAAAUCAUUGUCUUAUGAUUGUUGUCAAACUGACUAUUGUAAUAAGAGUGUACAGACACGUAUAGUUCAUCAUAUGUUGACUGUGAUAGUCAUAACACUCACUUGUUUCUUCAGAGUUAAGAUGCAGUGAAACUGAACAAUCAUUAUAAUCUACGCAAAUCGACUGUUUUUAUUUUUAUCUUGCUUUCUAUGUUUUAUAGAUUCAGCCGUAUAUUAAGCAUGGGCAUUAUUUUGUAACUUAUAAACGAGAAAUAUUAAUUUUUUUUGAAUUUCUGCAAUUCAUUGACACUUUAGUUUCAUUCUGUUUUGUAUUGAAAGUAAUACUGUAAUAAAACGAACCAAUUUCUUGUUUAAUUUCACAUUUCCGUUUUAAACAUUUUGUUAACGAAUUAAGAAUGACGGGUAGUACAUGUAGGCUAAAUUUGAUUAAUUAACUGACAUCAGCUGACUGCUAUUUCGAGAUACAGUCAAAUUACACUCUCAGAUCAUAAUGGCUUUAUACUAGAACUAACAGUUUACUCAAAACAUGAAGUUUAUUCAGCAAACAAGUGAGAUAUAUAAAACUAUGUAACCACGUAUGAGAAAAAUGAAAAUUUCCAACAUGAACAUCAGUUGGAUGUUGUUCGAUCACUGUUACAUUAACCAUGACAAAUUAAACAGUUCUCGGUAAAACUUUAGUCAUUUAUAUGUAUUGUUAUUGAAUCUGUUCACAUUCUAGUCUUUUUUCAUAUCUUUGAUUUCUCACAUUUUACUAACAAAACUGAAUUCGGAGUGAGAAAAACAGUUUGAAAGUAUCUUAUAUAUAAGAUGGAACAAAAUAAAUUUAUCACAGCUAGCUACCUUUUAGUCAGUUAACUGUUGGGAUAAACUGGUUUCUUUUGGACAUAUUUCGGUGAAAAUUAAAAGCUACGAUUUUUCAUACAGAAAUGUUAACAUGAAUCGGUGAAAUAAACGGAGUGAGACUACUAUUGGUUAUUAAUUAUAUGGACUAAUCAUAUAAUCUUCCGGUCAGUGGAGGUAUUUGUCAGUUACAUCAGUAAUUGAACCAACUAUUAUACUCUAGUGGAUCAAUUAUCAUUCAUCAACUUCUUUUAAACUUCACCCCUCAAGACUAAACAAUUCAGGCUUUCGUAUUCCUUAACACUUUCCAUAUUAUUCAACUGCUAAUAUGAGCCUGAAUACUGGUCAAUGAUAAAUUGAUACUUCCAUGCCCAGAUAUCUAAUCCCGUUAUUUUACGCAAAUGAUGCUUUAAAAAAUAAGCGUUAUCAGUAUGAAUAGUAGAUAAAUGGAAAUAGAGUAAUUUCAACACAAGUUGACGAAUGAUAAAACUACUCGAAGGUCACUUAUUUAUAAACGCUGAAAUAACAAUUCGACCGUAUAUAGUCGCAAUUUUUCGAAGGUUAUCUAGUCUGCUGAUAGUCUAAUGAGUAGUAAGACAUAGAUUUUAAACAAUCUCAAUACUGUUUUUUAUUCUAAUUAGUCACAUAAAUAUUGACGUUUAGCCUGAAUGAGUGGUUUAUCGGAAUCGCAUCGUCAUCAACAUAACUAUUUACGAAUUUUAUACUCCACAUUAUUCAUUUGAUUAACAUAGAAAAUUAAAUCAACCUUUCCGGUUUCAAAUUACAGUUACAGGUGUUUCGAUUGGUUGUUUACCGAUGUACCUCGAAAGUAAGGUUAGUUUGAGACGAGUCUAUCAAUGUACUGAGAUUUACACGAUUUUCAGUAGACUUUCGAAUUCAAUCAACUAAGUAGCAGCCACAAUCAUUGUGCGUUUAACUAGUCAGUUUAUUGAUCAUAACCAUUCUCUUAGCGUGUAAGUUCUUGUCAAUAGUUCACCUUCAUAUCUCUGGAAACAUUUUCUGCAUGUUAUAUAGAGCCAGACAAUGUAACUAAUACUUACCGGUCUAGACCUCAGAAAAGACUAAUGAUAAAACUAGCAUUCUUCAUUGUUAAUAAAACUUCAUACCAAAAAAACUGACAAACUGAAACUGUGAAAUAUCCUUCAGAUCAACUCAGAUGGUCAUUCGAUGUAUCAGGUUCAACCCCAUGGAUCUGAAUAGUUCUCAUUGUAAAUGAUAGAACCAGUUCUUGAGCCGAUGUCAAUGACCAUUGAAUGUCAGUUUGAUUUGCAUUAUACCUCAGUAAAUUGUUUUAUUGAAUGAGUGGACAAAUUUACAAUCAAUUUACUUGACACGUUGC
Schistosoma haematobium is the source of this 3344-nucleotide messenger RNA. RefSeq lists its product as uncharacterized. The record is from RefSeq and is a predicted model, not a curated record. The transcript has 6 exons. The coding region runs from base 124 to 489 and encodes 121 amino acids. NCBI's taxonomy places the organism in Eukaryota, Metazoa, Platyhelminthes, Trematoda, Strigeidida, Schistosomatidae.